This is a messenger RNA of Anneissia japonica, 4240 nucleotides long. RefSeq lists its product as uncharacterized. The record is from RefSeq and is a predicted model, not a curated record. The transcript has a single exon. The coding region runs from base 527 to 1618 and encodes 363 amino acids. Lineage: Eukaryota; Metazoa; Echinodermata; Crinoidea; Comatulida; Comatulidae.
AAAAAUUUUACAUUCUAGCAUGUUUUUGCUAUUUUCUCUGAAACACAAUUUGCGACGAGUGACUGGUUUAGCUUGUCUUUGCCACAAAUAUGAAAGUAGUAGUACAGAAGUAGAAAUAGUGAUACUAUACUAUGAUAAAGUAAAGAGACACGAAGAGAAAACUAUGAAGAGAAGGUAUAUUAUUGAGAAAUCAUUUAGAAAAGUGUCACAAAAGAAGAAAUCCAUUGUAACAAAACAAAGGAAAUUAGUUUGAAGUUACUCUUAACUCUUUCGCUACGGCGAGCCUCUCACAGCGGCGCAGAUAAAAUAUGCAGUUUGAGCGGAAAGCCGCCGACAGCGGCUUGUUGACGUCACUGUAAACAAAUGAGGAUAUCCCGGGGAUAUCCCCAUGACGUUUGCAUAUAUUAUAUUGAACAACAAUCUGCAUGACCUUUGACCUUAUUUUAAGCUGUUGUGGGCGGCUUUCCGUCUGAAUAAAGGCUGAAACAGGCUUCAAGCUGGCAUUGUUGUUUUGAGUAAAAUUUAAAUGGCUGCGCUUGAGAGACGUAAUUUAACUGCAGAAGAAGUGCUUCGCAGACUUGCACAGUGGGAUGUCAAUGAUGAUGAUACCCAGAGUGAUAGUGAUUAUUCAGAUACUGCCACUGAAUCACAAGAUGACAUGGAUAUUAGCGAUGAUGAUAGUGUAGGCCUAGCUAGUCAUGAUAGUGAUGGUAAUGAAAGUGUGCAUAACACUAGCACCAACAAUGGUGACAGUGACAACUUUCAGCCUGUACCAAAUCGGAGACGGAAUGUCAGAGGGCGUGGUCGUAGACGUGGACGUGGUCCUGUCCGUGGCCAUGGGCAAGGUGGACCCAUUGCCGAUAAUUGGAAUAAUGUGACUAAUUCACAGAAUGAUGCUGCGAGCCUUGUAUUUCCCUUUCAACCCACUCAACAGAGGAACCCUGGUGUGCAAGCACUUUUGGAUGAGAAUUCAAGUGAGUUAGACUGUUUGUUUGAAUUGCUGUCAGAUGACAUUCAAGAUGACGUGAUUCGUAUGAUAAAUGAGUUUGCUGAAUACAGGAAACGUAUAAAUAAUCCUCCAAAGCGUAGGUCUGUGUACAACACGUGGAAGCCAAUUGACCGCCAUGAACUUUUGAAAUUCCUGGCCGUACUUAUUGCCAUGGGUCUCAAUAAAAAGCCAUCAAUAAAGGAAUAUUGGAGCAUGUUCCCACCUUAUUAUAACCCAUGGUAUCAUAAGAUGUUUUCAAGAGAUAGGUUUGAAGUAAUCUACCACACAAUGCUUCAUGCAUCCGAUAUUGAUGCACUGUCGAAGGACAAAAUUGAACCCUUUUUGAACAAACUUCUUGAAAAGUUUCAGGAGGCAUUCUACCCAUUUCAGAAUCUAUCGUUGGAUGAAAUGGUGAUUGGGUGGAAAGGACGUUGGAAAUACAAGCAGUACAAUGCUUCCAAGCCCAGAAAGUAUCACAUCAAGACAUUUGGACUCUGCGACAGUAUUACUGGGUAUGUGUGCAACCUUCUUGUGUACUUUGGGAGAGACACUUCGUACAAUCCUGAUCUAGGCAGGGGCACUGGUCAAGCAGAGAAAGUGUUUGAGUAUUUACUGAGGCUUUCUCGGUAAAGGUCAUCAUGUUUUUGCUGACAGAUACUACACCACAGAGAAACUGAUUAGGUUAUCUAAUUGAAAAGAAGACUCACUUCACUGGCACACUAGCUCUCAAUCGGAAAGGUUUUCCACUGGAACUGAAGACGCUGAAACUGAACCAUCGAGAGGCUCGGUGGUACAGGAGUGAUGAUGAUAAAAUACUAUGUGUGAUGUGGAAAGAUAAGAAAGGGAAGUCAAAAAAAGACAAGCCAGUUGUUGUUGUGUCAACACAAGCUUCGGUCAAAACCAAACUCAUCACAAGAAAACAAGGUGAUCCAUUCAACAUCCCGGAAGUUAUACAGGAUUAUAACAUGUCGAUGAAUGUGAUCGCAUGGAUCAAUCUGUAUCAUACUAUGGACAAUUCAAUCGCAAAACGAUCAAGUGGUGGAAACGCAUCCUCUUAUGGCUCUUGGAAAUUUGCCAGGCUAAUGCUUACAUCUUGUAUUGUCUGACAUGUGCAGAUGACACUCCCAAGUUGAGUUUGAAGAUGUUCAAGAACAAUCUUUUGAUUCAAAUUGAGAAGGCAGCUAUUGCGAACCUUCCUCCCAAUGCUGAUAUAUCCAGACCAAGACCAGGGAGACCCUCAAUUCUUGAGAUUUCAAGGAAAUAGGCACCUUGUGAAGUAUGUCAAGGAUGACAGAAACUGCGUGGUUUGUAGCAAUCCUGUCACUCGCAAAAGGACAAACUUUGUGUUCUGGUUGCACCGGCAACCCACAUCUCCAUCCAAAGGAAUGCUUCUACCAGUAUCAUACAUCAAACUAAUUCACAUUUCAGUCAAGUAAUACUCAGACUCAUAUACAAUAAGUAAUUUUCAUAAUAAAACAUUUAUUUCAGCAUUACUACGAUGAACCAGAUAUCAAUUUUUAUAGUUUCUAUUUUUUCAAACAAUUUUUAAUUUUUCUACUUUGACGUCAUAUGACGUCACAUAUGACGUCAUAUUGUCUAUACCAAAAUUAUACAAUUAGACAGAGGAGGUCUCAAGGAUAAAGAAUAUAUACACUUUUGCUAUUUUUUCCCCUAAUUUCUAAUUUUUCAAUUUAUGACAUCAUAUGACGUCAUUAUGACGUCACAUGUCAUAUUGUCUAUACCAAAAUUUAUUAGACAGAGAAGGUCUCAAGGAUAAAGAAUAUAUAUACUUUUGUAAAUUUUUGAAAGCCAAUUAAAAACUUAUAACGCUUUUUCUAUAUAUCUCCUAUUUUCCCCAAAUUUCCUGAAUUUUAUUCCGUCCAGAUAUGAGAAAUAUUGAAUAGGAAAUUACGUAGUGAAAGAGUUAAUGAGUAGAUAUAAUUUAUAAUCCACAUCUCUGUUAAAAAAGUAAAGCACUCUAAGCCUUCCAUCGGCGAGUCGAUUGGCCGAGCAGUUAAGACGGGAACUGUGAGAUACAGCCAUAAUAUUGGCGCUGUUUGAACGGCACGCUCGCCUAUGGUUCUGAUGGUGGAAUAAAUCUUCCCGGAUAAGUAUUCUAAACUGUAGGUCCAGUGUCCAUAAUCGGCUCGUGUGCACUUUAAAGAACCAAGUACUGUACAUCCUUCAAGAGGAGUAGGGGGGGUCACCUCAGUGUACUGGUCCAUUUCAGUCCCUGUCUGGCAAAAGAAGGAGCGUUUACAUCGCGGCCCAUGUCAGGUAUCCUACCUGCGAAUCCUUCUACCACACUACGUAAGCAAGAUCAUACACACUAGCUAUGUAGCGACUUGAGAAGAAGAGCUCCUCAUAAUUGAUUGCCUGUGAUGCUAUCUCCAUAAUUGGUUGGCUGUGAUGCUAUGUACAGCAAUAUGUCAUUCAUAGGCACUGACCACUUUAAAUGUAGUGUGCCUAUAACCAUGACAUUUGUGGCAGCGCUAAUUUAACUAUACAACAGCAAAUGCAAACAAUAUACUUUAUAAGGGGUCAUCCAUUAUUUUCAUCAUUUUCACAACGUACGCUGGGGGGAUGGGGUUGAAGGCAUGUGUACACUUUAAAAAAAGUACAAAAAUGAGGAUUUGGAAAUGUUGGUCUACGCUUUUGUGCCUAGCCAUUCCCCUAGAAAGCCUAAGUUUACCGUUAUAAAUUCACUGGUAAAUGUUCAGUUUAUCAAUUGUUUAUACACAGCGUCAUCUUACAUCCCUGAUUAACGAUGUGUUGAUAAGCAUUGCGUACAUAUAAACAAUUUAAAAAUACAAGGGAAAUACACUUCUAGCUCCGUAAAUUUGGAAUAAGCUGUAAGGCAGUAGCCGACGAAACCACAGCCUGACACUGACAGUUUGGUAGCAGCAUUUGGACCAUGUGUUUCACUGUGCUGUGCUAAGCCUACGCCUACCUUAUUUUCUUCUCCCUUCUUCUACUUCAAUAGGGCCUAAUUUCUACCUUUUAAAGUCAAUGGGCCUACAUCACUCACUCACUCUAACAUUAUUUUAAAACAUAAUUUAUUAUUUGUAUUCCAUGGAUACUUAUGAAAACACAAAUUUUACGUGUUAUCUAUUUACUAAAUACAACACCAGCAAUCCACAAAAAAGAUUCAAGCCUAAGGUCUGAGGCAGUGUGAAGUUGGCACUCAUUCAAAAAUACAAUGAAAAUUAUGAAAGUAAUGGAUGGCCCCUAAACCUUUCAGUGAAUGGUGGG